Messenger RNA from Arachis ipaensis, 983 nucleotides. NCBI's taxonomy places the organism in Eukaryota, Viridiplantae, Streptophyta, Magnoliopsida, Fabales, Fabaceae. The record is from RefSeq and is a predicted model, not a curated record.
GCAGCCGCCAUCCUUCUCUUCAUGCUGCGUAGCCAACAGCCUCUCCUUCAUCCUCUUUGCUGCGCAGCCUUGUGAUGAACACACACACACCCACUGCUCUUGAGAAGAGACAAAGAAAAGCAAGCGAAGGGAUCCAAGAAGAGGGAGAUCGGAAUCGGAAGGGAAGGGGGCCGCAUCUAACGGCGUGCAGUCGCGUCGCCCUCACCACGUCGUGCCGCCGCACCGUGUCCUCGCCGUCGAGCUCAUUCCAUCAGUGUCACGCCGCCGGGCCUCCUCGUCGAUCUGCCUGUCGCCGUUUGGGGGCGAGCCACGGAUGACUCUGAGGGAGAAGACACGAGUUUGGUAGAGCCGCACCCAGUCCCAGCCAUGCCACCGCCUCUGUGCCACCGCAGAAGAGAUCGGAGACGAGGGAGAGGACCGCAAGGGAGGGGAAGAGUCACGCCGCCCAGCGCCGGCCUGCACGCCGCCAACGUCGCCGGUGUUGUCGCGAUGAGAAAGAGAGCCCGCCAGACCGUCGCGGAGCUGUCCCUGCCGCCGUGCCCAGCUGCUAUUGGGAGCCCUGCCGUUGCUCAUGGGGUUACGCCAGUUAGCUUCUGCCGCCGGAAAAUGCCCCUGCUGCGUCGCCGGAGAAUUCUACCGCUGCUAUUAUCAGAAAUUCGGGCAGCCGCCGUCACUCGAGAGUUAUUGGCGGAGCUGCUGCCGGGCUGCCGCCAAACCGGUUCAGAGACCGUCGCUGUAUCGGUUCAGCCGUUCCUUCUUCGUUCGGUAAGCGUCUUCGAUUUGAAAAGCCCUCUGGUUACUGUUCUGUUAUCAUACGCUGAGGUUUGUGACGUUAAUUGCUAUAAGAUUGAGUUUUGGUUGUUAUGUGUUGCGAUUAGAAUUGCUAUGGCUACUGCGAAAGUGACUUGGAGCCGAGGUUUUGGUUGUUGAUUUCGGGUUGAGGCGAAAAGGACUCUGUGACGCGUUUGGGUUAUGGUUAUGCG